Molecule: messenger RNA, 2008 nt
Organism: Aspergillus aculeatinus CBS 121060
Lineage: Eukaryota; Fungi; Ascomycota; Eurotiomycetes; Eurotiales; Aspergillaceae
Product: acyl-CoA carboxylase subunit beta
Exons: 3
Coding region: 267-1964 (565 amino acids)
Molecular function (GO): propionyl-CoA carboxylase activity
Source: RefSeq, a predicted model, not a curated record
UCUGGUUUUCUGAGUUGAGAUGAAACCAUACCUGUUGGCAACAAGCAGUCGUGUGAACGGCCGGGGUCCUGACAUUUUGGAUGAUUAAUUGUGCUUCUGCAGUUGGUCUGGCUUAGUGGUUGUUUAUGUUGAUGCGGUUCAUCCUCGGACCUCGGGGCCGAGGGCUGAGGGCUGACUUAAUCUUACCCCUCACAGCUGGCGGGUGAUCAUCUCCGCAGCGAUAUACCAGCCACAAAUUCAGAACCUUUCCCGAUCAAUCCAUCAAAAUGCCGGAUGACAGUAACGAUAGCGACACGAGGGACACCCAACCAUCCUCGGCGACGGCUUCAAAGCGUUUGCGCCAGGUCGCGUCGCAUUUACCGGCCGACUACUCGGAUGUGCUCGCUCAGAUUAACACUCUCCGCAGUAUCGCUGCCACGCCCGAUGCCUCGCGACGAGGCUACAUCCGCCAGAAGCAGGCCGGCAAACUAUGGGUGCGCGAGCGACUGGACGCUCUGCUUGAUCCGGGCAGCUUCCAGGAGAUAGGCUCUCUGUCCGGCACCGUGACGUGGAAGCAAACCGGCCCCAUGCGCGAGAAGCCCGUGGCAUUCGUACCGAGUAACAAUGUCCAAGGGAUGGGGCGGUUGCGCGGCCGCCGUAUGCUGCUCACGGCCGACGACUUCACCCUCCGCAGCGGACAUGCGGAUGGCGCCUCGCACGAGAAGACCAUUUACAUCGAGAAGCUCGCGCUUGCAUUGAGGCUACCGAUAGUCAAGCUGGUCGACGGGAGCUCCGGGGGCGGCAGUGUCACGCUCAUUCGGUCCGCAGGGUACAGCUAUCUGCCCUAUGUAUCGAUGUACAAAUACGUCGUGGAGCAGUUGAACCAGGGGAUCCCGAAUCUCGGGGCGGUUGUCGGUCCAGCCAUUGGCCUUGGAGCCGCGCGUGUCGUAUCGUGCCAUUUCUCCGUCAUGGCCGCAGACGUAGGCUCGCUGUUCAACGCCGGGCCGGAAGUAGUCAAAGGCGCCACAUUUGAAGAGGGCCUGGAUUUCCAGACGCUGGGCGGCCCCACAGUGCAUUGCACCAACGGAACCAUCGACAACGUCGCCGCCAACGAAGCCGAAUGCUACGAGCAGCUGCGCACAGUGCUGAGCUACCUGCCCAGCUCCGGCCGCGAGGCGCCCCCCGUGAUCGAAUCCGAGGACCCGGCCGAUCGGGAAGACGAGGCCUUGCGCCGGAUCAUCCCCCGCCGCCAGACUAGGAUGUACAACCCCUGGACGAUUAUACGCAGUGUGGUCGACCGCGGGUCGUGGUUUGAGAUUGGGGCCCUGUGGGGCCGCACGGCGAUCGGGGGACUGGCGAGGCUGGACGGGCGUCCCGUGGGGGUGAUCUCGCUGAAUUGCGAGGUGAACGGGGGUGCUCUGGACGCGGCGGGGAGUCAGAAGCUGACCCGUUUGCUGAAGUUGUGCGAUGUGAUGAAUCUGCCGGUUUUGCAGUUCAUCGAUGUUCCCGGCUACGCCAUCGGCACCGUCGCCGAACGCACCGCCACGAUGCGCUGGGGCGUGGAGCUGGGCAAGACCUAUUUCACCACCACGACGCCGCUGUUCAACGUCAUCGUCCGCCGCGCCUACGGGGUGGCCGGGGGUCUGAUGCUCGGGGCCCGCGACCCCGUCAUGCAGGUGGCCUGGCCCUCCGGGCAGUGGGGGUCCUUGCCGCUGGAAGGGGGCAUCGAGGUGGCGCACCGCCAGGAACUGCGCGAGGCGGACCAGCGCGGCGAGAAAGCGGCGCAUUACCGAAAGUUGGAGGAGGAGUACCGCCGGCUGAUGAAUCCGGUGCGCACGGCUAAUGCGUUUGGGGUGGAGGAGAUCAUCGAUCCAAAGGACACGCGGAAGGUGUGCUGCGCGUGGGCGCGGCAGGUGUAUGGGACGCUGAUGGCGGAGCGGUUGGCUGAUCGGGCAACAGGCAAGGUUCGGCCGGUGUUUGCUUGAUGUGAUGUGCUUGUACUUUACCAGCGCUACAAUCUGCAGCAUUA